CAUAAUCAUGCUUGUAGAUUUUUAAUAUUUAUAUAAAUUAAAAAAAAAAAUCAUUGAUGUCUACCUUAUAUUUUUAUUUUUCUUAAAAUGACUCCACUUUUUUAUUCCAAACUUUCGAAUGAUCUUUUCUCAAUCUUAAAUGAUGCCGAUGACUAUAAUGUAAUUAUUAAAGUGGGUGAAAACGAAAAUGCAAAAGAAUUUCAUGCACAUUCGGUAAUUUUGCGUGCUCGUUCUCCUUAUUUUAAAGGUGCUCUUUCUUCAUGUUGGAUUGAAAAGAAAAACGACAUGAUAUUUUAUUCUAAGCCGAACAUUGCUCCAAAUGUUUUUGACAUGAUUUUAAGAUAUAUUUAUACUGGUAAACUUGAAUUGACCGAACAACCUAGUGAAGACAUCCUUGAAUUGCUAAUUGCAUCAGACGAAUUGCUCAUUGAAGAAUUAUUCGAUUAUGUUCAAGUUUACUUAAUUAAAGAGCGAAGUGGAUGGAUUGCAACGCAUUUUCAUCUUGUUUUCAGUACUGCAUUUAAACUUAAUAAUUGUAAUAAAUUACAAGAUUAUUGUUUUGAAUCGACCUGUGGAUCGUUUAGUACUUCAAAUGAAUUUCUCUCCCUAGAUAAGGAUACUAUUUACAAAAUGCUUGAACGAGAUGACAUAAAGAUUAAUGAAGUUACUGCCUGGGAACAGUUAAUUAAAUGGGGUAUUAAACAGACUCCUGGCUUGAGUAAUGACAAAGGCAAAUGGAAUAAUGAGGAUUGUGAAGCAUUAAAGAAAACAUUGAGUCAACUUAUUCCUCUUAUUCGGUUUAUUGAUAUACCUUACGGUCAAUUUUUUAAGAAAGUCCGACCUUAUAAGGAUAUUAUUCCCAAUAAUAUUCAUGAGGAUUUUGAAAACUACUAUAAUUAUAAAAGUAAUUUACCAAAAAUAACAACUUUACCACCUAGAAUGAGAAAUUUUGAUUCAAAGGUUAUUAAACAAAAACAUGCUAACAUUAUUAUAAGCUGGAUUACUAAAAAAGAUUUUUAUGCAUUUCAAGAUCCACGUUAUGAGUUUUAUCUUGAUUAUCGUGGUAGUAUUGAUGGUAUUAGUAGAAACUCAUUUGUAAAUAAAUGUAAAGGUCCAUUAAAAAGAUUAGUUUUAAUUAAGGUUAAACAAUCAGGAAAAAUCUUUGGUGGAUAUAGUUCUAUUGGAUUUAAUUCGAUUGGAGAUGGAUUUCGUGAUCUUCAACAAUUUUAUAAUUCAUCUGAUAACUUUAUUUUUUCAUUUGAAAAUAGUGAAGAUACUCAAAAUAUGAAGAUAAGUCGUGUAAAAGAUCAUAAUAAGGCUAUAUGUUGUGAUGGUACUGGAUUUAAGUUCGGUCUUGAUUCAUUAUUUAUGUAUGAAGAUCAAUAUAUAUGUGCUCGCAAUCGUAGUCAUGCCUAUGAAGAUAAUUUAAAUACGAAUGAAAUAUUUAAAAUUGAAGAAAUUGAAGUAUAUAGUAUUCAUUGUUGGAAAUAAUAAUUGAAGACCAUGCAGUGUUCAGCAAAUUAUUUGAAAUGAAUUACAAGCCAUUUAAGUCAUUUGUCAAAUGACCAGUCAUUUAAAUUAUUAAAUGUUUGAAGGAAGUAGUAUUAUUAAAUAAUUUUUUUUUUAUUAUAUUUUUUUUAUUACAUAUUAAAUAAAUUUCUUUUU
Messenger RNA from Rhizophagus irregularis DAOM 181602=DAOM 197198, 1665 nucleotides. RefSeq lists its product as uncharacterized. Lineage: Eukaryota; Fungi; Glomeromycota; Glomeromycetes; Glomerales; Glomeraceae. The record is from RefSeq and is a predicted model, not a curated record.